AUGCUUCAUCAAGAUCCCGGGCCCAGCUCGACGUCGAAGGGAAAGGAGAGAGCGACGGGGAUGACGAUCAACACGCCUUUGGAAGAGUCGAUUUGGCCACCAUCUAGGGAGAGCGAUCGGUGGACGGCGUCGGAAAUAUGGAAGAAGAGUAGGGAGAGGGCGAAGUCAGAUAGAACGAGUUGGGACUAUGCAGUUUUGAGUAGCGGAGUAGCUGGAGGUAUCGCUGGUUGUGUUGCGAAAACGUCAAUAGCACCGUUGGAUCGAGUCAAGAUAUUGUUUCAGACGUCCAAUGCGGAGUUUCGUCAGUAUGCUGGCACACCGCUCGGCAUGUUGCACGCGACCAAAGUGAUCUAUAAAGAAUCGGGCAUUAGAGGACUUUUUCAAGGACAUUCUGCGACGUUACUACGAAUAUUCCCUUAUGCUGGCAUCAAAUACAUGCUUUAUGACUGGUUAGAACGGAAAUUGAUCAAGACGCCAGAUCAAAGAACGCCUGCGAGAUUCUUCCUUGCUGGUUCCCUAUCUGGCGUCACAUCUGUCCUCUGCACAUACCCCCUCGAACUCAUCCGCGUCCGCCUAGCAUACCAAACAAAAUCCAGCGGCCGCACUUCCCUCACCCAAGUCGUCAAGGCCAUCUACCACGAAGCCGACAUUCCCCCCUCCGCCAAAAAAUCAAACUCCGUCUCUCCCUUCAUACGGAAUCUGCCAUUAUACCCUUUCUAUCGAGGUUUCUCGAUGACAAUCAUCGGCAUGGUGCCGUAUGCCGGUGUCGGUUUCCUCACGUACGGCACACUGAAGAGACACGCUGCCGAAUACGUUCCCUACUUCCACCAGCACCCCACAGCGCGCGAUCUUGCCUGCGGUGCUGUAGCAGGUGCCGUCUCCCAGACUGCAUCGUACCCCUUUGAAGUCAUCCGACGUAGGAUGCAGGUUGGCGGUACGUUGGGGAAUGGAGGAAUUAGCUGGAGGGAAGCUGUGAGCAAGGUAUACAAUGCGAGGGGGUGGAGAGGGUUCUAUGUGGGGUUGAGUAUUGGGUUUGUCAAGGUCAUACCGAUGUCUAGCAUAUCGUUCGCCACUUGGCAAGCAAUGAAACGAUUGAUGGAGCUCUAG
Messenger RNA from Cryptococcus wingfieldii CBS 7118, 1107 nucleotides. RefSeq names its product solute carrier family 25 (mitochondrial carrier protein), member 16. The transcript is spliced from 7 exons. The record is from RefSeq and is a predicted model, not a curated record. NCBI's taxonomy places the organism in Eukaryota, Fungi, Basidiomycota, Tremellomycetes, Tremellales, Cryptococcaceae. Gene Ontology annotation, biological process: transmembrane transport. Gene Ontology annotation, cellular component: mitochondrial inner membrane. Bases 1 to 1107 code for a protein of 368 amino acids.